GGAAAGUGUUGGGAGACCGCUUGGGCCUAAGAGACGGUUAUCCGUCUCGUGACCCUCGUCGGCAUUGGGUCUAUUUGACCAAUACGUAUUUUCGCCAUUUACCCCCUUUAUUUUUUUUUCUUGUUUUUUUGCUUUCUUUUCUUUUAAAAGGGGGCAGUUGGGAUGUGUCUUGUUCUCGUUAAAUCCUCCUUUCUAAUUCAUUUUCCAUCCGUGUCUCCAUAAUAUUACCACUCGGUCACAACUAUCUAGUUGUUCAUCUCAAAAGUCUUUCACCUGUGGGCUGGAACACCUUCUCUAGACUGAAUCUUUACAGUCCCCCCUGUGGUACUAUAUACGCUUCUCCUCUCUCAGGCUUCCCCUUUCUCCUUGCCUACGAAGGACGUACACAUAUCCGUACACGAGCCAUACAUUCUAUGCCCUACCAGUCCGCCCCCCACCCAUAUACAUACACCAUGCCUGCUACAGCACCAGCAUCACCACCCGCCACCGAAGGGACAGCGGCAUACGGCCAGCCCAAGGCGAUGCAUCACAGAUUACCUGAAGGUGUCUACGUCCCCACACUCUCAUUCUUCACCGAAGCAGACGAGAUCGACACCACCACACUCGAGAGACACCUCAUCCGCCUCAUCCACGCCGGCGUGACAGGCAUCGUCGUCCACGGCUCCAACGGCGAGGUAGCCCACCUGACGCGGGAAGAGCGCAGCGCCAUCACCCGCUGCGCCGCCGACACGAUCCACCAAGAAGGCGGCCACGACGUCAAGAUGCCGCUGAUCGCAGGGUGCGGCGCGCAGUCGACGCGGGAAACGCUGCAACUCUGCCGCGACGCGGCCAAGAGCGGGGCCUCGCACGCCCUGAUGCUCCCGCCCAGCUACUACGGCGGCCUGCUGGACGACGACAAGAUCGUGCAGUACUUUUACGACGUGGCGGACGAGAGCCCGCUGCCGCUGCUGGUGUACAACUUCCCCGGCGCGGCGGCGGGGCGGGACCUCAGCUCGGACGCCGUCGUGCGCAUCGCGCAGCACCCCAACGUCGUCGGGGUCAAGCUGACGUGCGGCAACACGGGCAAGCUGGCGCGCGUGGUCGAGGACGUGCCCGAGGGCUUCUUCGUCGCGGGCGGCAGUGCGGAUUUCAUCCUCCAGGGCCAGGUCGUCGGCGCGCACGGCACCAUCUCUGGCCUGGCGAACAUUGCGCCGCGCGCCUGCGUGCGCAUCAUGGAGCUGUUCCGCUUGGGCCGGCUCCAGGAGGCGCGGAGGCUGCAGGCCAUCGUGGCCAAGGGCGACUGGGUCGCUAUCAAGACGGGGUUCGUGGGCGUCAAGGCUGCCAUGGGCCAUUUUGAGCAGUAUGGCGGCGAGCCGCGCAAGCCUUGCGUGCGGCCGUCUGACGAGGAGCUGAAGCGCAUCGCCGAUGGGUUGACAGACCUAUAUAGGUUGGAGACGAGCUUGGUGGCUGUGCAAUGAUAACAAAAUGGGAUGGGACGGCGUUUUUUUCUUUACUUUUCUUCUUUUUAUUCUUCUUUUUAUUCUUCUUUCUUGUUUGUUAUACUCUUGGGCAAGCUGUACAUCUGGUGUUGCAAAAGAAAUUGAUUACGGCAUUCUGUGGACGCUCUUCUCUUCUCGUGGAUCUGAUAACGGCCCUGUCCUGGGUGGGACGGACGCGAUGGGAUACAGGGACAGGCGGGAAGGUGUACCUUAGACAGCUAAUUGAAUAUACCUCUAAUUACUCAUUAUGUGGUCU
This is a messenger RNA of Sodiomyces alkalinus F11, 1734 nucleotides long. RefSeq names its product dihydrodipicolinate synthase. Lineage: Eukaryota; Fungi; Ascomycota; Sordariomycetes; Glomerellales; Plectosphaerellaceae. The coding region runs from base 453 to 1457 and encodes 334 amino acids. Gene Ontology annotation, molecular function: 4-hydroxy-tetrahydrodipicolinate synthase activity. The record is from RefSeq and is a predicted model, not a curated record. The transcript has a single exon.